Messenger RNA from Rotaria sordida, 2225 nucleotides. NCBI's taxonomy places the organism in Eukaryota, Metazoa, Rotifera, Eurotatoria, Philodinida, Philodinidae. The record is from the annotation of a GenBank genome assembly.
UUAUAUCACAUGCUGCAACAGAUCCUGAUUUAUCUGAUCGAAAUGCUUAUCCUGCUUUUUAUCGUACAGUUCCUUCUGACAAUACAGCUGCAUUAGCAAUUGUAAAACUAUUUAUUCGAUUUAAUUGGACUUCAUGUAUAAUUAUUUAUCAAAAUGAUGCAUAUGGAUUUGGUGGUGUAAAAGUAAUAACUGAAGCAUUCAUUCAUAAUGAUUUGAUAGUUGCAGAUAAGUUAAUAUUUGAUAUAACAACACAAAGUAUGCGAGAUAAUUUGAAAAAUGCUUUAACUAGUAGUUCAACACGAAUAAUUAUAUUAUGGACUGAAUCGACUUAUACAUCUUCUGUUUUACAAGAUGCACUUUAUUCUGAUGUACUUGGUCCACAUUUUACAUGGAUAUUAAGUUCAACUGUUUCAUUAAAUUCUUUUAAUACAAUAUCUAAUGAAAAAUUAAUUGGAAUACUUACUAUUGAACCUACAACAGGAAAUACUCUUCAUACAUCAAUUAAUACAACAUUAUUAAAUGCAGCCUAUAAUAUUUGGAAACAAUAUGAACCUGAAACAUUUCCUAAUUCAAAAAAUGUAGAUGAUUACGCAUUAUUUGCAUUCGAUGCAACUUGGACAUUAAUUCAAUCAUUAAAAGAAUUUUGUUCAAAAACUAUUAAUAGUUCUUCUACAUGUAUAUCAUUUAGCAAUUCUUCAUCUUGUUUUGAUCGUUAUUUUCUCGAUUCCAAUUUAUUUUUUGAUACAAUUAAUAAUAUAACAUUUCUUGGUGUCUCUGGUCCUAUACAAUUUAAUAUUAAUGUAACAGAUCGAAUAAAUGGCAGUUAUUAUGUUGUAAAAAACUAUCAAUCUUCUUUAAAUAGACAAAAUUUCGUAGCAGUAUUGAAAUAUUCUAAUCAUGAUGGUUGGCAAGAAUAUUCAGAAACAAGUACAAUUAUAUGGCCAGGUAAUUCAUUAAUACCUCCUACUGGUGGUGCAAAACUUACUGGUGUUAAAUUAAGAAUUGGUAUAAUUGAAUCAGUUCCAUUCACAAUUGUUACUACUGUAACAAAUGAAUUUGGACAGAAACUAACAAAAUUGAUUGGUUAUAUACCUGAUCUUAUUGAUCUUUUACAAAAUAAAAUGGGAUUCAUUCCAAAUAUUGAAUUAAUAUCAUCAAAUAUAACAUACAGUUUAUUAGGACAAUUAGUAGAAAAUCGUGAUUAUGAUAUAAUAAUAGGUGAUGUGACAGUUACUGCUACAAGAAGAGCAAAAAUUGAUUUUUCACAGCCAAUAUUUGAUAAUUCUUUACGCAUUGUUAUGCGACAAACUUCUGAUGUUGAUAUUGAUCUCUUUGCAUUCUUGAAUCCAUUCACACGUGAUCUCUGGUUAUUAAUCGUGGGUAUUACUAUUUUUGCUAGUAUUUUAAUCUGUCUAUUAGAGAGAGAGAAAAAUCGAAAAUUAAGAAAACAAUCAAUAAUUAAUUUAUGUGUAAUGAGUAUGUGGUAUACUUUUGGCAAUCUUGUUGGAUACGGUGUAGAGUUUCAUGUUAGAACAACUGCUGGACGUUUAUUAACUGCUGGUUUAUAUAUCUUAUGUUUAGUAUUAGUUGCAUCAUAUACAGCAAAUUUAGCAUCUGAUCUAACAAUAUCAAAAUCGAAGAAUAUUAUUUCUGGAAUUGAUGAUAUUAAAAGUGGUAAAAUAUCAUUCAAUCGUAUUGGUAUUCUUGUAGGUACAGCUAGUGAAGAAUAUUAUUUAAAAGAAAUUUCUAGUUAUAGUCGAAAUUAUUAUCCAUUAAAAUCUCGAGAAGAAAUGUAUAAUAGUUUAUUAAAUAAUCUAAUUGAUGUAUCUUUUCAUGAUGCAGGUGUUGCAGAAUAUAUAACUAAUAAUGUAUAUUGUAAUGUAACAUUGAUUGGUGAAGGUUUUGAUAAAGGUGCAUUUGGUAUUAUUACACCUAAACAAUGGUUAUAUGGACAAGAUUUAGAUGUUAAUAUAUUAUCUUUAAAAGAAUCAGGUUAUCUUGAUAUUUUACGAAGAAAAUGGUUUCAAGUAAAGCGAUGUUCUAAUCCAUCGGUAACAUCUACUGCAAUUGGAAUUGAAGUAUUGAGUGGAUUGUUUAUAAUAUUUGGAGUGAUUUGUGUUCUAUCAUUAUUAUUAUUUUUAUGGAAGAAACGUAAAGUCUUGUGCAAAAAAUCUAAACAAUUAAAAGAUGAUCUAGAAUCAAUAUCCGAUAUCUCGCAUCAUUAG